Messenger RNA from Enterobius vermicularis (human pinworm), 1071 nucleotides. The record is from the annotation of a GenBank genome assembly. Lineage: Eukaryota; Metazoa; Nematoda; Chromadorea; Rhabditida; Oxyuridae.
AUGGUUCUUCAGUUGUUGGUUGGACGUGCUUUAAGUUCGUUUCCGUUGUUUGGUGGAAAUACGUCGCAGUCAACCGAAAUUUCCUCACCGUCGCAUCCUCGCGAGCAUGCUUCUGGUAUCCCAAAUAUCCGCACGACACACAGGAUCCAACGUUUCAUAACUUUCUUUUCAUCGAGUGAUAAUCAGGGUAAGCAGGCGGGCAAUAUUUCCGGAGUACCGGGCUCUUCAGCCGGAAAAAGGUAUAUAAAAAAGGCUUCAACAGCCACGGUUGCUGGAUCAAAUGUUACUUCUGCUUUUAUCCCAAUUUAUGCAAAGGAAGUGCGGAAACAGGGCCAACUCUAUCAUCAGGAAACAGCUCUUGGUGAAUCAUUAAAAAAUGCCCAGAAACGCUGGGAACAAUGUUGGGCUGUUCUUCAAGCUUACAAUCUUUAUUUAUGCCGUCAGUUAAGUUCGUAUGUAAGCGAUGAAACUCAGGAGAAAAGCGGAAAAAUUUUUCGUUUUUCAAAUUUCUCAUUUUUUGCAGUUCUUGUAAGUGUAGUUGUUGAUGGAGAGCAUAGUGCUGAGUGGAAAGGUGAAGGAGAUUGUAUGAUUUUGUGCUUUGUGGGGCUGGAAGAAAACAAGAAUUGUAUGUUAAGAAUGGCUGUGGGCGGUAACACGGGUUGUAGGAAUUCGAUAUUAAAUAUCCCUGGUGAUUCUAAAACAAUCGAUCUGCGAUCAGCAAUAAUUGAUAUCGCAUAUGAAUUACUACAUUGUAAAGAUGAUCAACGGGCACACGUUUUACGGGUUGUAACUCAAAAACGAACAGAACAUCUUUUACAAGCCGCGAGACUUCUUGUUAGUCCCAAAUUUAUACAGAGAAUCAAGCGAAAUAUUGGUUUUAGUGAAGAAGAGAUGCUGAAUUGGAUUGGCAAUAUGCAGCAAGCGUCUACUUCUGAAAUUUCCAAAAAAAAUGAGUGUGGUUUGACUUCGCGAAAAAUAUCGGAUGGAGUAACGUUGGAGAAAUCAAAUAUUAGUUUUAAAAGAGAUGAGCAGGUGAAAUAUAGGCCAAAUUUAGAUGGAAUAGAAGAAUAG